AUGGUCGCGGAACGUGCCCCUCGAGAUCUCGGCAGCUGCGUGCGCACUGCAUCUUCCUAUUGGCCGCUAGGAGCUAGGGGGCAGGACUGGCAGUUUGAGCCCAGUUGGAGGGCGCGGUCGCCUGCUAUGGUAAGCAGGAUGUACGAGAGCAGCAGGAGGGGCGUUCCGGUCCCUAUGGACACCCAGAAAGCGAAUCGAGCACGCUCACAAGCGUUCGGUGUGCCACGGGCAUAUGUAUGGGAUCCAGAGUGGCGAGACGGGUGCAGAUGGGCUUAUGGGGAAGGAGGUCGAGGAGAGACGUGCUGA
Messenger RNA from Heterobasidion irregulare TC 32-1, 306 nucleotides. RefSeq lists its product as uncharacterized. NCBI's taxonomy places the organism in Eukaryota, Fungi, Basidiomycota, Agaricomycetes, Russulales, Bondarzewiaceae. The transcript has 2 exons. Bases 1 to 306 code for a protein of 101 amino acids. The record is from RefSeq and is a predicted model, not a curated record.